This is a messenger RNA of Pseudophryne corroboree (corroboree frog), 5010 nucleotides long. RefSeq names its product cytochrome P450 2F2-like. The record is from RefSeq and is a predicted model, not a curated record. Gene Ontology annotation, molecular function: iron ion binding; arachidonate epoxygenase activity; oxidoreductase activity, acting on paired donors, with incorporation or reduction of molecular oxygen, reduced flavin or flavoprotein as one donor, and incorporation of one atom of oxygen. The coding region runs from base 83 to 1573 and encodes 496 amino acids. The transcript has 10 exons. NCBI's taxonomy places the organism in Eukaryota, Metazoa, Chordata, Amphibia, Anura, Myobatrachidae. Gene Ontology annotation, biological process: xenobiotic metabolic process; epoxygenase P450 pathway. Gene Ontology annotation, cellular component: cytoplasm; intracellular membrane-bounded organelle.
CCAAAAGCUGACAACAAUUUAAACCACUCAGAGGUACAGCAACUGUAGACUGAAACCUUGUUUCACAGACAGUGUUUUAAAGAUGGAUGUCUACUCACUAUGUACAGUGCUCCUGGUGCUUCUCAUCACCUGCUUGUUGGCUAAAUACAUUAGGAUGAUGCUGGAAAAAGCCAAACUUCCCCCUGGACCAACUCCUCUUCCCAUCAUUGGAACCCUCUACAAGAUGAACAUCAGUAAUAUUGUGCAGUCACUACUGGAGUUGCAAAAAACAUAUGGUGACAUCUUUACUAUAUAUCAAGGGAACCGUCCUUGCAUUGUGCUGUGCGGAUAUAAAGCUAUAAAGGAGACUCUGAUUGACAAGGCAGAAGAAUUCAGUGGUCGGGCUUAUUUCCCUGCAUUCUAUGACUUUACCAAGGGAGAUGAUGUGGUAUUCAGUAAUGGUGAAAAGUGGAAGGAGCUGAGGCAUUUUACCCUUUUAACACUGAGUAAUUUCGGAAUGGGGAAACGUAGCAUUGAGGAGCGGAUAAAGGAGGAGGCCGAGUAUCUCACUGAUGUUCUGAGAAAAACAAAUGGUUCCCUCAUAGAUCCCAAACAUCAAUUACACUGCUCUGUGUCUAACAUCAUCUGCUCUGUUCUGUUUGGGAAAAGGUUUGAUUACCAGGAUGAAGAAUUCCAAAAUCUUAUGCAUUGUGUCCAGGACAGCACCAGAAUCCUAUGUAAUCCUUGGGGCCUGUUAUACAACACCUAUCCAGAGUUCAUGAAGUACAUACCAGGACCUCAUAUGCAAAUGAUGAAGAAAUUUACAUCUGUAACAGACUACAUCAAGAAAAGAGUGGAAAACAAUAUGAAGACUUUGGACAGAAAUAACCCCAGGGAUUUUAUAGAUUGUUUCUUGAUCAAAAUGGAAAAGGAAGAGAAGAUCAAUGGCAGCUACUAUAACCACAACGCAUUGUUGAUGAACACCAUGAUUUUGAUUGUUGCUGGAACUGAAACAGUAGCCAAUACACUGUGUUUCCUCUUUUUACUUCUCUUGAAACACCCCAAUGUAGCAGAGAAAGUCUACCAAGAGAUAGAUGAUGUCAUUGGUUGCCGUUCUCCAAAUUAUGAGGACAGACAUAAUAUGCCUUAUACUGAAGCAUUCAUACAUGAGGUUCAGAGAUAUGCUAAUGUAGGUCCAAUAGGUCUUCCACGUGAGCUGAUCAUGGACACUAUGAUUCGUAAUUAUAUAUUCCGUAAGGGAACCAUGUUCCUCACACUACUGGCAGGUGUACACUAUGACAAGACCCAGUUCAAUAACCCAGAGGAUUUUAAUCCAAACAACUUUCUGGAUGAACAUGGAAAGUUUAAGAACAACAAUGCCCUGAUGCCAUUUUCAGCAGGCAAGAGAAUUUGUCCUGGAAUGAGCCUGGCCACUAUGGAAAUUUUCUUGUAUGUCACCACAAUGCUUCAGAACUUUACUAUCAAGUCAAUGGUGCCCCUUGAAGAGAUCUCAAUUGCUCCAGUGGGAGUGGGGAUUGUACAGAUCGCUCCAAACUAUGAAUUUUGCCUCUUACCUCGUUCAUUUUCCCAAUAAUAAAUGAAUCAUUUUGCUUGAGAAAGUGGCCCAUGAUCUGCAAAACGUAAUCGAUGGAAGGGGGUAUGGGCAGAAAAGUAGUACAUUAUCUGUUAGUUUUCUUGAAGGGAGUAUUGUAUGCAAAUUUUAGUUGGCUUCUUGGCUUGGCCAGAGGAAAGAAUUAUGAUAUUGCAACUAUUGCAAUGUAUAUUCUUAGUUUAGUUUUGGAAAAUCCGUAGCCUGUCAAGGCAUGUAUGACAUAAUUUAGAUGGACCUAUAUCUGUACAAAGGUAAGAGUAGCUGUACGCACAGUUUAAUUUUAUUUUUAUUUUAUUUUUGGAAUGGGAGUUUGUUUACCAUAAAAUUGAAAACAUUCUAUAUAAUUGCGCAUUUAUCUUUUAUUUAUUUUUUCAUCUUUUAUUUCUUUUUACUACAGUAUAUCUCUUUGUUAUAGCAGUGGAAUAGAUGUAAAUAAUAAGAUAAAGGACCACAUGUAUUAAGCCUUAACAAGAAAUAAAGUGGACAUGCAUAAAGAGUGAUAUAUGGCCAGCCAAUCAGCUCCCAACUGUCAUUUUUCAAACACAGCCUGUGACAUGGCAGAAAGGAAGCUGAUUGGCUGGUCGUUAUUCACUCUUUAUCCAUCUCCACUUUAUCUCUUGUUAAGGAUUAAUGCAUUUGAGCCAAAAUGUACAAAUGUACAUUUUGAAAUGUAAAACAUACUGUACGGUACUAGUUAUUGGAGAUUUGCUCGAUUAUAACCAGUGCUUUCAAAUCUUGUGAAAUGUCAAGAUAGCAUUGCCUACCACUGGCAUGAAACAGGACUGGACAGUUUUUUUUAAUUGUUCAGUCAUCUUCCUACUGUAGGAUUCAUGAGCCUGGGGGUAAAUUUACUAUGCCACAUGUUUGUGUUUUCCUGCAAUUUUACAUCAGAUUUGCAUCUGUUUUACAUCAGAUUACUACAGCAGAGGCAAAUAUCAUAUACAUUUGCAGGAACAAUCCAUCUCUGAAUGACAAUAGAUUAUCAGACCAACUAUUCAUGAUUGUUGUGAUAGAAGAAUAGAUAACUCCCGGGUUUAGAAUCCGUGGCAAAGCUGAUGGCAAACCAACCCAAAUAAAAGACCUGUGUCGGGUGGCCCCCAAACAAGGAAGCCAAUACUGGGAUCCUGCUCAAAAUGGGUGUGUGGCUUCACAGGUAGAGAUAUGAUCUGGUGCCAUAUGCCCCACCCAUUUUGGGGGGUGUCCAGCACACCCAGAGAUACUGGUUUAACCCAGGCUCUCCUCACACUCUAAACAGAUGGCAUGCUCCUGGGCAUACCCCCCAGAGCAAAAAAUGGGUGAGUAGCGUGCUGCAAGGCUAUCCCUCUACUCACAAUGGUCUGCCCCACUAACCAUGAAGCUUCUCCACCUCCAAAAUAAUUAACCAGUCCUGUGUUUCUGAGCCUAGGUUGGUAUUGGAAAAUAACCAGCACUUAGCUGGACUAUCUGGGACAACUGAUAGCACAGGGUCCAACUGCCAUAAUGGAAACCAGCUCCAAACUGGUCAAGCCAUGGUUGCAAUUCCUAGGGAAGUGGGAGCUGCCCAAACAAUGGAGUGUCCUCCCUACUCCCCAAUGGCAACCUGCCCUGGGCUUUCAGCUCAGAGCUUUUCUUGGCACACUCGUGUCUUUGGGUGCAAAGGCAAUAGUGUCAUUAAAAGGUUAAAUAAUAUUGUUCUUUAUAGUUAGACUAUUGGUGCCAGCAAGGCUGCCUGGGCAUGAUGGCACUAGUCAAACUGUGGGGGAGGGAAGCACCUCCUCCAAAGAUGUGUAGCAGUGUCCUGAUUGACUGUAUAGAGAACUUUAAGGUAUUUCUGUACACUUAUAAUUUUUUCAGAGGUUGGUCUCCUGUGUGGGACGCUGCUACACAUCUUCAGAUGAGACACUAGAUUACACCUACCACUACUGAAUUAUUGUAGAGUUGGAAGGCUGUAGAAUAGGAAAGCUGCAGGAGCAUUGAACAUCACACACCCCUUACAUUGUGGCUACAGCACCUUCUGAGAACAACCAAGCACCCAAGGACAACACCCCUAAUGCUACAGUUUAUGCUAAAUCAGCAUACUGUAGAUACAGGAAGCCAGGGGAGCUCCAAGCACUGCACUCAUCUUGGCGGUGAAGGAAAGGAACCACGAGAAUAUGACUUUGUUAGGCUUUUAGACUGAAUACCACACACUGUUGACAUCCACCCUCCACCCUCCCAUUAUCGGUCCCUACAGCCUAAUAAUGCCCAUCUAUUUAGUACAGUGGCACAUAUUCCCACAGGCCUGCUACCAACUUUAAGUGGACAAAAAUGUUUUUUUACUAUAGAUUUUUUCAAGUAUCAAGUGUGUUUUCUAUGAUUAUCUGUAAUUUUUUAUGGAUUUAUUACCAAAGACAAUCACAAGUAUAUAUUUCUGUGUAGAAUCAUUUAUAUUUUACCAUGUUUGUAUUUAUUUAUUUUCUUUUAUGUAUUGACUGCAUGUGUUUUAUCUGUUUUAAUACAUUUUAUAAUUUCAUUAGUCCUAUAUUCACUGUAUUGGUUGGUUUUUAGCACUGUUACACAUUUAUUACUUUUGCGCUGAAUUCAGAGAGACCAAACUCAUACCUUCAGUGAGGAGAUAAGUGACUACUAUAAAAUACAUUUAAAAACAUCUCCCUAUGAAAUUCCUGGGACUUUGACCCUAGUAGAAAGCUAGACCCAGGCUGUCCUGGCAAAUUACUGGGUCCAAAUGACUGACACAACAAUUUGUUCUUUUGUCUGAAAGGGUUAUAAAUUGUAAUAUAGAUACAAUAACUGAAAGAUUUAACAUAAAGAUUUAGUAUUUCUAAUGAAGGCUUUUCUCUGUCAUUCAGCAACUUUGUAUAAAUUAUAGUUUAGUAACUGCUGAGGGGCUUACAGGCAAUUGCAAAGCCUAACUGCACCUUUUCAUCCUUCCCUGCACACUGAAUUUAGGUAAAAGUAGUUAAUCCAGAGAUAAGUGGCAGGGCCGGUUCGAGUCCUCUCUGCGCCCCGGGCAGGAAAUGGGGGCGUGACUUAACACAGGGGGCGUGGUCAGUUACGCCCCCUGUACAGUAGUAGCGCCGCUUAAAUGCUGAGCGGUGCGCGAUGACGUCAUCGCGCACCGCACAACAAAAGGUCCUCUCCACGAAGGGAAACUAGAUGCGUAGCAUCUAGUUCCCUUCACAGGGGACACAGCCGCAAAGCUGGGGGACACAGCGGGCAGCGGAGGGCACAGCAGUGGCGGAUCUUGCCAUGGUGCGGCGCCCUCCGGAAGGCGGCGCCCCGGGCAAAAGUCCUGCUUGCCCGUGGCAAGAUCCGCUACUGAUAAGUGGUAUAACUUGUAAACCAUUUUGAAAAAUAUAUAUGACUCAUGUGGGAACAUAAAAUUAUUUAGUGUCUUCGUGAAAAAGGAGGUUGUGUUUAAUAAAAGGUCAUUCAUUAAA